AUGCAGCGAACCGAUAAAAAACCAAAUGCAACCCACUUGCUCAUCGAGUUAACCAAGUUGAAAACUCAGCAGAAAUAUUUGGAAGCAACCCAAGCAUCUUUGAAGCCCGUUAGUCAUACUCCGUCUGAGGCGAGUGAAUUGAACGAUUUGGAAUAUUUGAAAAUCGAACAAGAUUUGAAUACAUCAGCACUCACCGACAAACUAAAACAUGAUGCAUUCCGUUUGCAUGAUAUGGUGAACGAUUUUCGCUGUGAAAUGCUGAAUGUGGCCAGUUUAUGUAAGUUUAAUACGAAGCAAUAUCGUGAACGUAUCGAAGUCAUUGAUCAGCAACAGCGUGAACUUGAUGCCAAAAAUUUGGACCAAUUGAAACAACUCAAAAUGGAAUAUUGCAACAUUGAAAGCGAACUCUUGCCGUUGAUGAGCAAUUUGGAUUUAUUGGAAAAAAUGCCAACAAUAAAAAAUAAAAUCAGUACAUUGAACAUGCGACGAGUCCAAUCGGCACCAAUCGAUAAAACCGAUUCGGACGAUGUACGGCGAUUUGAUAGAUAUUUGAAAGAGCACAACGGUCACACUGGCGGCUGGAUUCAAGAAGAACAUUUGCUAUUCGUCAAACUCAAAAAUAAACAUAACAAUAGCAUCGAACAAAUAUGUGCGGCAUUUCAGGCAUUUCUUGUGGACAAAAAUGAAAAGGAAAUACGCACACAUAACGAAUGGUAUGAAAAAUAUUUGGAAUUGAAAAUGAAAAAACGACAAGCGGUCCAGAAUUGGAAACGUAGUCGAACGCCACUUAGGACAAUGCUACAAACCGCUUAA
Messenger RNA from Sitodiplosis mosellana (orange wheat blossom midge), 813 nucleotides. RefSeq names its product coiled-coil domain-containing protein 112-like. Lineage: Eukaryota; Metazoa; Arthropoda; Insecta; Diptera; Cecidomyiidae. The transcript has 2 exons. The coding region runs from base 1 to 813 and encodes 270 amino acids. The record is from RefSeq and is a predicted model, not a curated record.